AAACAGAAAUGGCCGCCUUACGCAAACUUGCAUUGAUGGUAAAUAAGUCUUCACACCUGAAUAUCGCAUGUCUGACACGAAGUCUGAAAUCUGGGUGUCAGACAAAUACGAAAAGAAGCACAUUGAGGUUUGCUGCAUCUGGAGUAUGUGUUGCUACCGGAGGUGCUGUUGCUUAUUAUUGGUACUGUGAAACGUAUGACCACAAACGGAGGAGGGGACUGCUUCCAUCACUACCCCCAGUAGCCGCGAAAGAAAAGGCCAGGACAUUUGACUUUGAGGAUGAAGAGGUGUUUGUGUCAUCUCAGGAGCAGAGAUUCUGUUUGUUCAGCUCCGUGAAGUGUGACGGACAGCUGUUCAUGACUCCACAGAAUUUCAUUGAGUCUGUCACCAUGAACGAGCCCAAAAACAAGAAGCUUUGGAAGUCCAUUACAAAACAGGAACUGGAGAAGAUCCUGUCAGAGACUCCACCUGUUUGGAAAGGAUCAUCUAAACUGUUCCGAAAUCUUCAUGAUCAGGGCAUCAUCGCUUAUACAGAGUAUCUUUUCCUACUCUGCAUUUUGACAAAGCCUCAUGCUGGCUUUAAAAUAGCCUUCAAUAUGUUUGAUGCAGAUGGAAAUCAAAUCGUGGACAAGAGGGAAUUUUUGGUGCUGCAGGAAAUCUUCCGUAAGAAAAACGAGAAAAAGGAGCGAAAAGGAGACGCUGAGAAAUCUGCACUAGUGAAUGUGCAGCUUUAUGGAUAUCAGGCUUCCUCUGUGAGUAGUGUUUUAAAAAAAGAGUCUCAGGAUGUUGUGCCCAGAAGCUACUGGGAUGUUCUGAGACGCAGCACGAGUCAAGCUCUCUUUUCAGACCUGGCAGAGAGUGCUGAUGAGAACAUGACGACAGACACAACGCUGUUGGUGCAUUUCUUUGGGAAGAAAGGGAAAGCUGAGCUAACGUUUGACGACUUUUACAAAUUCAUGGACAACCUGCAGACAGAGGUCCUUGAGAUUGAGUUCCUCGCCUACUCCAAGGGGAUGACCACCAUCAGCGAGGAGGACUUUGCUCGCAUCCUGCUACGCUACACCAACGUGGAGAACAUCGGCAGCUAUCUGGAGAAUGUUCGACAGAGCAUUCCAGACGAGAAGGGGAUCACUUUUGAUGAGUUCAGAUCCUUCUUCCAGUUCCUGAACAAUUUGGAGGAUUUUGCCAUUGCAAUGCAGAUGUACACCUUUGCAAACCGGUCAAUAGGACAAGAUGAGUUUGCUCGUGCAGUUUACGUGGCUACAGGACUGAAGCUCUCUCGCCACCUGGUGAACACGGUCUUCAAGAUCUUCGACGUGGACCACGACGACCAGCUGAGCUACAAGGAGUUCAUUGGCAUCAUGCGGGACCGCCUUCACCGGGGCUCAAGGAGGUAUAGAACAGAGGAAAGGUUUACUACCUUCAGAGCCUGUCUGAAGAAGGAGCUCUCAAGCAGAUAAGUGAAUAGUCUGUUCAGCAUUUACCUGGGAGUCCAAUCUGGGAAUCACCUCUAAAAGUGUAGAAGAGAGUGGUCAGUUGAUUUCUGCUGUGAUGUUGAAGAAGUGAAAGUCCAGAAGCAGUCUCUUCACUUCGGAUCCACAGACUUAACAGUCUCUCAGCCUAACCUCCACUGGCACAUUGAGGUUCACUGGCUCCUGACAGUACAUGAAACAUCUCACACUGCGCAUGCACGCACGCACACACACACACACACACACACACACACACACACACACACACAC
Molecule: messenger RNA, 1742 nt
Organism: Megalops cyprinoides (Indo-Pacific tarpon)
Lineage: Eukaryota; Metazoa; Chordata; Actinopteri; Elopiformes; Megalopidae
Gene: micu3b
Product: mitochondrial calcium uptake family, member 3b
Exons: 15
Coding region: 9-1460 (483 amino acids)
Biological process (GO): calcium import into the mitochondrion; mitochondrial calcium ion homeostasis
Cellular component (GO): uniplex complex
Molecular function (GO): calcium ion binding
Source: RefSeq, a predicted model, not a curated record